Molecule: messenger RNA, 3536 nt
Organism: Rosa rugosa (rugosa rose)
Lineage: Eukaryota; Viridiplantae; Streptophyta; Magnoliopsida; Rosales; Rosaceae
Product: pentatricopeptide repeat-containing protein At5g19020, mitochondrial
Exons: 3
Coding region: 86-2176 (696 amino acids)
Biological process (GO): RNA modification
Molecular function (GO): RNA binding; protein binding
Source: RefSeq, a predicted model, not a curated record
UUGUUGAAACCAAAACGAUCAACAGCAAGCUUUCUUUCUCAACUCGAACUCGAACCAUUUCAAUCGUGACCUCUGGUUUCCUCUGAUGCUCAUAUCUCUGAGACCCAAAUCCCUCACCAGCCUUCCACACCUUUCUGCUACUUCAUCUCUCAAAUGGGUCUCCACAGCCGCCACCCAAAACCCAGAGGACCAUCUGCGUCUCUUCUUCAAAUCCAGAACGAACCAAACCCACAUGGACUACGAGCGCCAAUUGGUCUCUGUUCUAAAAUCUUGCGCAACCCUUUCGGCCCUCUUCCAAGGCCAGCAACUCCAUUCCCUUGUUCUCAAGUCCGGUCUCGACUCCAACACUUUCAUCAACAACAGUUUGAUCAGCAUGUACGCCAAAUGCGGCUCCAUUUCCGGCGCCGAAUCGUUGUUCCGCUCUUGUUCUGAGCCGGACCCGGUUUCCUGUAAUAUCAUGGUUGCUGGGUAUGUGAAAUCUGGUGACUUGGACAAUGCGCGCCAGGUGUUUGAUAAAAUGGCUAUGAGAGGUUGUGUCUCGUAUACUACUAUGAUAAUGGGUCUUUCUAGAAAUGGGUUUUGGAGGGAGGCUGUUGAGGUUUUUAGGGAUAUGAGGAAUGCCGGUGUGAUGCCGAAUGAGCUGACAAUGGGGACUGUGAUCUCGACGUUUUCGCAUUUGGGUGGGAUUUGGAAUUGUCGAAUGCUUCAUGGUUUGGUGGUUAAGUUGCAGCUUGAUGGAAUGGUGCUUGUUUCGACGAAUUUGGUGAAGGUGUAUUGUGCUUGUAAGAGUGUGUGGGAAGCGAGAAGUUUGUUUGAUGAGAUGCCCGAAAGGAAUAUAGUUUCCUGGAAUGUCAUGUUGAAUGGGUACUCUAAGGCUGGACUUGUGCAUUUGGCAAGAGAGUUGUUUGAGAGGAUUGAUAUGAAAGAUGUGGUUUCGUGGGGUACGAUGAUUGAUGGGUAUGUGCAAGUGGAGUGCUUGAGUGAAGCUUUGAUGAUGUAUCGUGAAAUGCUGCGUGCCGGGUUGGGACCGAAUGAUGUUAUGCUUGUUGACUUAAUUUCAGUGUGUGGGAGGUUGGAGGCGAUUCAUGAAGGUCGGCAGUUUCAUGGGAGAAUUGUCAAGGAGGGUUUUGACUGUUAUGAUUUCAUACAGGCAACGAUCAUAAAUUUUUAUGCAGGUUGUGGGGAAAUGAUUGCUGCUCAUCUUCAGUUUGAAAAGGGCAUCAAGGAGCAUGUAGCAUCUUGGAAUGCUCUCAUUGCAGGGUACAUAAGAAAUCAAAUGAUUGACCAAGCAAGUCUAUUGUUUGAUGAGAUGCCUGAAAGGGAUGUUUUUUCAUGGAGUUCCAUGAUUUCUGGUUACACACAGACUGAGCAAUCUAAAUUGGCUCUGGAACUUUUCCAAAGAAUGGUAUCUAGUGGGAUACAACCAAAUGAAAUAACAAUGGUAAGCGUUUUGUCUGCAAUCGCUGAUUUAGGCACAUUGAAAGAAGGAAUAUGGGCUCAUGAAUACAUAUGUGAAAAUUCUAUUCCUCUGAAUGACAAUUUGAGUGCAGCUAUCAUUGAUAUGUAUGCCAAAUGUGGGAGUAUCAAUACUGCCUUAAAGGUGUUCUAUCAAAUCCAAGACAAAACCUCUUCUGUCUCACCAUGGAAUGCCAUUAUAUGUGGGUUGGCGCUGCACGGACAUGCAGCAAUGUCUCUUGAAAUAUUUUCAGACUUGCAAAGGCGUGAUAUCAAACUCAAUUCAAUAACAUUCAUUGGAGUCCUAAGUGCUUGUUGCCAUUCUGGUUUGGUGGAGGCCGGGGAGAGGUAUUUUAAGAGCAUGAAGAAUGUAUACCACAUUCAACCAAACAUUAAGCAUUAUGGUUGUAUGGUGGAUCUCCUGGGUAGAGCUGGCCGAGUAGAAGAUGCUGAGAAAAUGAUAAGAAGCAUGCCCAUGAAGGCUGAUGUUGUGAUAUGGGGCACAUUAUUGGCCGCAUGUACAACACAUGGGAAUCUAGAAAUAGGAGAAAUGGCUGAAAAGAAUCUGAAACUGUUGGAUCCAUCUCAUGGGGCAAGUACAGUUCUCAUGUCCAACCUACUUGCAGAUGCAGGGAAGUGGGAGGAAGCCUCUUUGGAAAGGCGAGUAAUGCAGAGCCUAAGACUAACGAGAUCACCAGGGCACAGUGAUGUUGUUUGGUAAGGGUAACUUAAAUAUCGAGUUUGGUUUCUAAGAAUCCUCCUAGGAGAUAUACUUAAGCUGGCAAGAAAAACCAACUUCGGUGGAUGGAAGGAACCAAAUUUUUCAUCCUGUCAGAUUACCUCCGAAGCCUAAGACAAGAUAUAUUCCAAGGUAGGUGAUCGAUUUAGCAACUCUUCUGCACAUCAGGGAAGGUUGCUUAACUUUGGUCCAGAGAUCACCAGUUGCAAAGGGCUUGAAUUUCUCUGUUUUCCUCUUUCAAGCUCCGUUGAAGGAAGCUGACCAGGGACAAGAGAGAUGGAAAGAGUUAAAUAAAUUGAUGUUGUCAGUAAGCCUCUAAACAUUGACAGGCAUAUGAAUAUCCCUAAGUGGGUGAGGAGGAGUACUGCAAAGUUUUUCUGGCCGAUAGCUAUUUCAAGAACUAAUCCAUGAGUUUGUAGGUUGAUUCCGGGAAGAACAAGAGAGCCUGGGAGCAGUUAUUAGAAUUGAGAUAGGUGCUUUUGCAACACCAGUUAUAAGGUCUUUUUCUCCUUUGACAACAGAGUUUGAUCGCUAAAGCAGGUAUUCGUUAGCCCUUGAAGUUGGAAUUUUACCCCUUGAAGUAGAGCCUGAUAGUAUGAAGGCUGGUAGCUUGGUAACCACUAAUGACUUGUGUUGGGAGAAGAAAGGGGUAAUUGUGGACGAUAUUAAAUGCUGUUGAACUGUGGUGCACCCAAGGUCUGCUUCCAACCGAGGGAAUGCAGCAAAGUAUUUCAAGGAAUGUAUUGAUUUCUUUUGUAUUGAAAUUGGGUGGAAAGUAUUUCAACAAAGUAGUUGCUUUAAAUUCUACCGUUAGAUGUAGAUCUAAGAGUGGUUGAGCAUAAUUUCUUUGCUCAUUUACUGAGUAGGGCAACACCACUGCUGCUUUAGGAUUUAUGGUCUUCCUCAAGAUCUGUUGAGUAAAUGCAUGUUAGAUCACAGGAGCGAGCAGAGAAGAGAAGGAUCGGUCACAGAGUAUGGGGACUUUGGGGAGAAUUUGGAGUGAUGAAAUACUCCUUGCUAAAAUCCCCAUUUACUCCUUGCUAAAUUUCAUGAAAUACUGUACUUCAAUGAUAAAAAAUUUAAAUAUUAGUUAAAUUUGUUAUAACCUUUAGCUUCAGAUUGUCUAUCAGUUGUAACAACUAUCAAGUUCCCUUACCUUUUGCAAUGGCAUUGUCUGAUGCUUCCGAAGAUAUCUGAUCGCUUGUAUUGUAUGGUCAGGACCUUUAGCUUCUCAACUCUUGUGCUUGUAUUUGUAUGAGACGGGAUUUCAAGAUAUGAAACUAGUGCUGAAUCUUUUAAAAGUAAAGCCUCCGUUGGGGAGGCCAGUCCAUGUUUUCUUUUC